AUGGAUGUGGCAUUUAAUCGGAAGAAACACUCUGCAUACGUCCCUCUAGACUGCUACACAGCCGUUUUUAGUGUCGUCACGCAACGCUCCUCCCCGGGGAGGAGCAUUGCGUGACGAAACUAAAAACGGCUGUGUAGCAGACUAGCGUCCCUCGGGGUCUGCAAAUAACCAGUAGUAGGAAUGUCCUCCUCGUCUUGUCAUCAUAUCCAGGCGUUGCCCAGUUCAGUGAUUCUAACAUCAGUCGCUGGUUUCAGUAGGCUGUCAAUAGGGUCUGAGAAGCACUGAAGCACCUUUCUUCACCGCUACAAUCUGUUUACUGAGUGGUAACACCUUGAAGACCCACAGCAGAUGUUGGCGUUUAGGUUAAGCUGAAAACAGCUUGUCUUAUUGCGUUUCUCUCGUUAUCAUGUAAAUUUAAAAGAUCAGAAGCCAGGUUUAGUGUUAAAGCUGUGGGGUAAUUUGCCAAAAAUUAAAAUUGUUACAGGUCAGUUUUCUUAGUUAACAGCCGUGUCUUAUAAAGGCGUCUGUGGAGUAUAGGAGGUGCAUGCAUGUUGCGAGGAAUACAAGAGCAACAUCUUUAAGUUCACAGCUAGAAUUUCUUUAAUGAAAUUGUGAUGCCUUAAAGUCUCACAGAAGAUCGACGUCGGUGUUUUCUCUUGUUCAUGAACAGAAAUAAGAACACACAAGGUGCUACUUACUGAGUAGUGCACGAAGAGGAAAACUUAUUUGACAGAACAAACACGCGGAAAAGGAGAUGUAUCGAAAUUCUGCUUAAUCCUCCGCACAAUUCAUUCUUCUUCGGCAUCCGAGAUUGACAGCUGAGAUAACACUACUGAGAACGGGAUUCACCGCAAUUCGAAACCGAGGCUGACUAUCAUGCAGCUAAAAUAAGUUAAGCCUUCUUGUCAUUCUCAUUCAUGUACUAACUACAUUUGUGCAGCCAAAAGGUGCGUCUGUUCGACUGAAAUGAUUACCUUAAUGACAAAUUUCCAUAUCCUUACAUAUAGUACAACUCAUGUAAUGUCAAUCUUUUCUCACGGCGGAAAAUGUAUGACCCUUCGAGUGGAGGCUGGACUUCGUGGAGGAUAUUUUACGGAUUAGCCCCGCGUUGUGUGUUUACCAAACUUCAACAGACUUGUUUAGACUGAAUAAUUUGCUAAAAUUAAUGUUUGCUCAUUUUUCACCUGUUCCUUCCAACCAAACGAAAUUGUUAUUUCGUCGGUGUCUCGUUUUGUGGCUCAUAAGUGAACGGUAUAUCUUCGUCUUUAAGUACUAAAUUCAACCCCCGGAUCCAUUUCAAGGUUUACACAACAAAGAAAUCGUGAAGGCGGGAAGGAAAGGAAAGCUUCAGAGUAAAAUCACUUUGGGGGGGCACUUAAACGCUACAGGAAAAUUAAACGUUAUAAUUAUUAUGAUCACUGUGGUGUUUAGUCAAUAAAAAAGUUCAAUACUGAAUAUGUAGUUGUCUCCCGCUUGUCGCAAAUAUUGAUUUAGCAAGUAAAUUUCACUCCUUUUCAUCUUGGUCGAACACGGCUGUCCCUCCGCUGUUCAUCAAUGAGAUGAUUCAAAGACUAAAUUUUCAAAAAGAAAAUGGGUUUUAAUAAUAAGCUCGUAUCAAAAAAGCAAGAUAAGCUCUCCGCUAUUUCACGAACACGGCUGUCCCUCCGCUGUUCAUCAAUGAGAUGAUUCAAAGACUAAAUUUUCAAAAAGAAAAUGGGUUUUAAUAAUAAGCUCGUAUCAAAAAAGCAAGAUAAGCUCUCCGCUAUUUCACGCAAUGUCAGUUUUAUUAUUGUAAUUUCCCUUUGCGUGGCAGAACUCGUUACUCCGUCAACACAACUUAUUUGAAAACAGUGACAUUUAAUAAAACUGGUUAUUGUGUGCACGUAAGAUAGACUGUUAUACCUAUCAACCCCUUAGACUCGUUCGAGGAGGCGAGUGAUAUUAAAUGACCAAUGUAAAUCAUACAAUUUAUAACCAAGAUGGCUAAAAAUUUAUGAGAUCUCCUUCGACUACUUUUGGGACUGAGCAACAAGAACAAUUCAAGGGGAUAGAUUGAUCUGCAGUUUGUCCUGAAACUCCUCAGUUUAAGAUGGUAAGAAAGUAAAUAUUGUUUAAUAUUCAAACCGAGACAAUACUGAAGAAGAAAAUCUUUACAUAUCGCCGAGUCUUUGCAGUUGAAAAUCCUUUAUCACAUUCUAAAAUGCAAAUGAUUGAAUUUUGAUCUGAAAAAUGGUCUUAGUCCUCGUAUGAAUUAAAUUAAUUUUUUCACUAGAAAACAAGGGAGGAUCAUUCCAAACAUGAAGGGCUAGAAAUAAUCAAUAGUUGCCAGAAAAAAAGGGUUAUGAUUUCUUGCAAGUUUUGUCUGCAAACCGUCACCAGUUCGUCGAACUUUGCGAUGAUAAUUGGCCACGUCACAUCUAAAGCAAGUGAAGACCAUGAGGGUUGUCAAUGGUCAAAAAAGAAAGAAAGUCGAAAGUCGAGUAAGUUUCACAUCGUAGUCACGUCGUGGAUGCACGGACGGCAAAGAAAUGUACCUUUAAAAGAUUCUGAUGCACCUGCAGAUUUAAAUACAAUGAAGCCUUCAUGGCAGGCGUUCGAAAGGGAAAGGGAUGGGAUUGUGGGCGCGUGAGCAUGUGCGAGGGAGGAGUGAGGAGGGGUUUCCAUCCCGCCCCCCAUGCACAGAAAUCCCUUCCCCUCCCUUAGGUGUCGUACCCAUGCCUCGUGUGCUAAAUGUAACGACAAAUUGUAUUUCUCGUUGCCGUCGCCGUUGUGUCAACCUCGUCCCUACAGUUUUUCCUUGAAGUCCUGGGGACGAGGCUGCGUUGUGGUUGGAGGCACGCGUAAGCAGACGUGCUGCACGAUUCUCUCGCGCAUAAACUCAUAUUUUUGCUAGCUUUUUGGUUACUAUUCUAGCUAUGAGUAUAUAUUGGCACAGAGUCGGGAAGGACUUAAUAAAGAGUUGAAAAAUGUAUUACUUGACAUCGUGAUAAAAUUAUAUUGAAUCUAAAGAAUUGUUAGAUAUACCAUUUUUUUUUUGUAAUUUAUUGUAUUCCUCAUGUUAUGUUAUUUCUUAUUUAUUUAACUUUACGUACUUUACUCUCUCUCGUUUUUUCUUUAGGAUAAUAUAUAAAAGCGUUUGAAUUUAUAGUCCGACCAGCCUCGGCUAGCUAUGCUACCUGCGUGUCGGUCUAAAUUGUAAUUCAAAUCAUUUUAAAGACUUUGUUGUUAUUUUCGUUGUUGUUUUUAUCAUUCGUACUAGUGCCACUAAUAAGUGGCAGGUGCGCAUGCUCUAUAGUAACUCAUAAUGACCUUCAUUACAGCCGACGCUAUUGGUGACCAGUCUCCUUGCUAUACUGUCUUUUCAAACUGCUGAGCCGUGUCGCUUUCUUGAACCCGUGAGUCACCACAAACUGGUCGGUCACGUGAUAAGAACGAUUCCAGGCAUCUGUUUCGAGAAAUGUACCUAUUACUGCGAGCUUAACAUCAAAUGCAUCAGUGUCAAUUAUCUUACAAAAGCCAAAGAAUGUGAAUUGAACUAUGCAAGUAAAGAAAUGUUUCCAUCUUACUUCGAGAAGACGAAGGACUCACUUUAUGUGAACAAUAUCAGAAAGGAAAACAACGACAUAGAUCCAUGUAGAUCGCUGACCUGCCUACACGGAGGCUCGUGUUACCCGCUCCCAAAACCAUGGUGCUCAUGUCUAGAUGGUUUCAAUGGUUGCACAUGCCAAAGUAAGUAAUAAGAAGACAUCAAUACGUACAGUUUUGUGUGAAAAGAAUUUCUUGAAUAGGGAACCGGGAUGGUACAAAAUCAGAAAGUCAAAUUAACUGAUGCAAUAUUCCAACAGUAGCCUUAUUCCAAAUAAGGGAUGUGAAAUAAAUCAUAAUUUCGAGCGAAGCUAGGAAAAUCACGAUUUCCCAAUUUGGUACAACUGUAGCUUGAAGCAUCGCUGUAAAGCGCGAUCUACCAAAUAAAAAACAACCCUCCUAAACGCCUAUUUUUUUUCAAUGUCUCUCUUAAAUUUUUAUCUAAAUCGCCUCUAAAACAGCCGAGAUAUAAGAUGUAGCACAAACAAAAUUUUGCCUUAUGAAUUUAUUUUAUUCAUAGAUAGGUGUCCCCAAAGACGGCGCCCCUUCCAUAUACGUACAGAAUGUCUAAGUUUAAGUUAACCUUUAGCUGACCCCAACUGCUUUUCGUUUCGUUCACAGUGGAACAGGUAUUAGGUGCGCCUCUGAGAAAUCCCUUUUUAAAAGACUCUUGUUUGGUAAAUUUGUCAGUUAAAGAUAAUUUGUCUAACUGGCCCCGAUUGUUUAAACGUAAGAUAGCGGUAUCCACCAGAUAAAUCACUAUCCAGUGGAUAAGUAUUAAUAAUAAUAAUAAUAAUUAUUAUUAUUAUUAUUUUAUUUAUAUAGCGCUAAAAUCCAAUAAUUUUCCAAAGCGCUAGUGCUAUUAGAAGAAAGCGCUAUUAGAGAAACCAAUUGCGCUAUCCGGUGGUUAAAGAUUAUAUCCAGUGGAUAGCGUUAUCGGCAUCUUUUGUACAACUGGGGUCUGUUUUUUACUGGUAAUGAUUAGCCAUUCUUAGGUAGCCCAAGAGACCGAGUCAGUGGUCUGGCAAAUCAUUGUACUAUGUGACUGUUCUGGAAACGCUGUAGCCCCUCCUUCGUGUUGAGAGACGAAUUUAAAGGGGUUGUGUCACGGGAGUCCAGCUCAUUUUGUUUUAAUUUUGCCAAUUACUCAACCUCAAUCGCUAUGGAACUUAAAGUAAGCAAAGAAAUUACAUGUAAAUGACAAAAUCAGCGAUCCGAGACAAACAAAUAUGUCUCCUGAGUUAUUUUUGAAGUUGCAGGCAGCAGGGAUCAACUUUGAAAAACUGUUAAGCUGAACAGUUUUCAAAAACCCUAAUUUCAAUCCGUUUCAAUCUUAAUCAGUUUUGCCCAUCCGUGGCAUUUGUUGUUUCUGUUACGUUUUUUUAACCUUCCUGUAAAGUUUUGAGCGGUUAUUUUGAUGUUUCUCUUAAUUUAACGGGCGUUUUGGAAUUUCCUAAUUUAGCUGAAUUUCGUGACACAGCUCCGAGUUUAACAUAAAAUUCAUCCCCCAAAUAGUCCCAUAAUGCAAUUCAACACAAGACCAAUCCAAGCUAAAGUCUCAGCACAUCCUCUAAUGCCCAAUACCUCUAUCCUCAAUAAAAUUAAUCCUUUCAGGUAGAGCAACCCUGAAUAGUUUAUCAUUGGUAGUAUCCCCAUAGGGAGACAGCCGACUACUUUUUAGCCCUUACCGAAAGAACUUAAGCCCAGGUCAAACGUCAAAAUUCACAUGUGACGAACCUAGUGAGAACAAUAGAUUUAGGCCAUUUAGCAUUAGGUUCUUCUCAUAAGAAGUUCGGCGUUUGACCCGGGCAUUGAACUGUAAGCAAAACCAAGAGACUAUAAAGGGGACAGAGAGGCCAUCCCCCAUAUACACCCUAUUCCAUAGGUAAUUCGUCUCGAGUUAUUUUUAGAAUCGGGAUAAAGUUACCUCGCGCGAGGCGUGGAUGUUUCGUGGAGGUUUCGCAUGACCAAACGCCGUGCAAAACAUGUCGGGCGAGAGGCAAUGAAAGCGUAAAAAGAUCGAGAGCAUUCCUGAAUAUUGAAGCGAAAUGAGUCGGCGCUCACCUGGGAAAAAGGAAUCGCUGGACUCUUUGACAACCCGUGAAAUCAGUUUAACUCGAAGUUGUCGUAACCUCAGUGCUUUAAUAAAAUGAGAAAUUUCGCCGGUCUAUUGAAACCGGUCGUUUGUACAAUUUAGGGAGUUUAAGAUCCAACGACGCGGACGACAACUAGAACGUCAAAAAAACAAUAGGUUUAAUUAGCAAAACAACAACUUCGCACGUGCAACACACUUUUUUGUUCAUUUCUUUCCCGUUUUUGCACGACUACGACGUGAAAAUGCCUAAUUUCGCGUUUUAUGGAGGACGUAAAUAAGCAACGACGAAAUUUUAUUUCUCUUUCUGAGCUUGAAUAUGGUCCCUUGAAAUUCAGCUUUAGGAGGGUUCGCCUACAAUUGACAAAGUAAGUGGGUAGGAAUAAUCGCUAUAAAGACUGAAAAAAAUAAACAUCAAACCAGAAAUUGCUCUCUUCAAACUGUAAAUUAUAAAUGAUCCUGAGAGAAUAUUCAGUGUGUUAAGGAUUUCCCUGCUCUACUGUUAGCUCUAUACAAGAGAGGAAGGGCGAUUCUUUUUUAAUUUCGGUUUCGCUGACACAGCUUUCGCAGAAAUCUCGCUGUAGUCGUUUUCGUCGACAAAAGGAAUAGCAAAAUCGCUCUCCGCGUCUUCUCCCAUUUUGUUCUGCGUCAUUUCGUGAAGGACGCGUGGCUCUCAGCGUGGGUCAUCCACGCGGAACACAUUCGCGCUAUGUGAUUGGCUGUUGUUUAAUCUCCCUCGAGAUCUGUGGUGUUAAAAAUAACUCGAGACGAAUUACCUGUGGAAUAGGGUGUAUAUGGGGGAUGGCCUCUCUGUCCCCUUUAUAGUCUCUUGGCAAAACCCAAGAAGACUUCUUACAUUAUACCCUUUUUUUAGAUGUUUUAUUAGAGAGCUUAGGGAUUGAAGACGAUACCAUCAUUGGAGAUGGUCAGCUAACAUCCAGUUCAGCAGAUUCCGGCCACGAGGCCUGGAGAGGAAGACUUUAUGGUAAAGGGAGCUGGAAACCAGAGAAAGGUGAUCCUGCCCCAGUCUACAAAGUGUCAUUCAAUUCACCAGUCAACAUAAGUUACAUAGCAACACAGGGUGCCCAGGAUGAUGACUGCUGGGUGACGUCAUUCAUGAUAAAAUACAAAUUGGGACACAGUCAACACGACUUCAAAAACUAUUCUCAGGUAAGAAAGAUAUAGAAAUUAUUUUAUGUGUGUACAUAAAUGCAAUAAGGCUAUUAGAGUGAUUUUACUUUACCCGUGAAAUAGGUAUUAGAUUACUACACACUGCUUUGCACUAGUUGUUAGUAUCUGUUUCACGGGUCGAGUAAAAUUACUCUGCCAGAAAAAGUUUUACAUGCGCGGAGUUUGCGUUUAGUGUUAUCGUGGGAAUGAUGGAGCGUAUCCAAAGACAAGACAAUCCGGUUAUUUUUAUGUUACACUCACCUUGGUAGUCCCCACUGUUUGAAUUUCGAUAGAGUUUCGUGACGCAGCUCCUUCAAACCGUACCAAUAGAUUACUAAAGUGAUGACGUCAUGUAAAUGAAAUUUCUGAAAUUAUGGGAUUUGUCAGGAUAUUCUGAAAGAACAAUGUCCAAGAGGCCUACUUGCCAAAAAUGAGCAUUUCGCGGCAAAUUGUCUCGGAGAUCGUAGCCCAGUUAUACUCAGAAAACUCCAUACAAACCCUUCUAAUUUUUUUUUGGGUCGACCCAAAAAAAAUUUAGAAGGGUUUGUAUGGAGUUUUGUAAGCAUAACUGGGCUACGAUCUCCGAGAAUUUGCCCCCAAAUGCUCAUUUUUGGCAAGUAGGCCUCUUGGGCAUUGUUCUUUCAGAAUAUCCAGACAAAUCCCAUAAUUUCAGAAAUUUCAUUUUUAUGACGUCACACUUUAGUACUCCAUGCGGUAACGAUGUUCAGUAAGGAGCGUGUCAUUGACGUGACACCCAAGAGAAAAUUAGGAAGCUUAAGCAACGACGACUGCGACGGCAACGAGAACGGCAACGAGAAUGGGUUUAGAUUAGCAAAACAACAACUUUGCACGUGCAUCACACUUUUUGUACAUUUCUUUGUCGUCGUUGCACGACUACAAAGUGAAAGUGCUUAAAUUCACGUUUUGUCGAUGACGGGAACACAAGACAACAAAUUUCUUUUUCUUUUCCUGAACUUUGAUACAUACAGUCCUUUAGAAUUCAACUCCAAAAGCAUUUGCCAAUAUUUGUCGAGGUAAACGACAUGGAAUAAGCGCGAAAAAGUUUGAAGCAGCGCGAAUUCACUUUUUAAGCGAUAACUGACUGUUCCACCAAAGUUAUAAUUUAUUUUUAGACCAAUUAAACGCUUAAAUCAAUCGGAAGUUGGUUCCCGAAGAGGUCCGCAAUCUCUUAUCCACUGUUGUCAAGAGAUGAUAAUGGAACAUAUGCUCUGUUAGUGUGUCGCCAUUACAAUAAUAUACGCAUUGAUUGCUUUCAGCGCAGUCGCGUGUGUACUCCGUUACGAACAAUCUAUUAAGAUGUGCGAACGUUCCAGGAAUUGGACUUCCGUUUAAUUACUACGUAUACCUCUAAAAAUAACUUGAGUGAAAUUCACAUAUCCCGGACAACUUCCUAAUAUUCCCUCUCUGUUUCAUUAUCUACUCUCUUGGACACCUCUCUGCUACACUGCCCAUAACAUAAUAAAGAAACUAUAUUUUGAUACAUUUUGAUAAGAGUAACACCGUUACUUUCCUUUUUCUCUUCUGCAGAUUUUCUCAGGAAACAAUGAUAAGGACACGGUUGUUUAUCAUCCUCUAAGACAGGGUCACCUUGCUAACGUGACAGAUCUCCAUAUUUUUCCAUUGACCUACCACAAUUGCAGAGCCCUCAGACUGGGGCUGUAUAAGUAAUGUAAUCAUUGCAAGUAUUUAUCGCACAGGACACCAC
Messenger RNA from Porites evermanni, 8573 nucleotides. The record is from the annotation of a GenBank genome assembly. Lineage: Eukaryota; Metazoa; Cnidaria; Anthozoa; Scleractinia; Poritidae.